GAGGGAACUUCGUCGGUGUUGAAGUCAAAAGCUCUCUCUCCCGUCUCCAACCCUCCGAGAACCCUAAACACAGCACCAGUUCAGAUGAAUGUAGUGCCUGUUCUGGCUUCAUUGACGGUCUCGGCGCUCUAAGAGCCUCGGGAUUUGUCGGAUGGAGUUCUGGGCGUCGGCUCGGGCCACCGCGGGCGUCUAGUGCUGGGUUCUUGGACGAAUGCCUGGGAGCCGCAGGAGAGGAAGAACUGUUGACCUCCAACACUUGGAAUUCCCAUUCAUUUUCUGUUUUCCUGUUCCAAGAGACUAGCCAUGGAUUACCUCAAUUGCAGAUACUUCUCAGUUCCUUUCCUCUUCCUUCUACUGUGCUUUCCCUCUUCAGCCACUGGUGACUUAAGAUCUGAUAAGCAACUUCUCCUUGCUUUUGUGGAUGCAGUCCACCAUCCCCGUAAACUUAACUGGAACACCAACACCUCAAUCUGCUCUUCUUGGAUUGGGGUGACAUGUACAGCAGACCAAACUCAUGUCCUUGCUCUCAGGCUACCAGGGGCUGGGCUCUCUGGCCCAAUCCCUGCAAAUACACUCGGCAAGCUUGAUGCCCUCGAAGUCUUGAGCCUCCGAUCCAACCAUCUGACCGGAAAUCUCCCAGCUGAUAUCAUCUCACUUCCUUCCCUGCAGAAUCUUAACCUUCAACACAAUAAUUUAUCUGGAGAUAUACCAGCCUCACUUUCUCUGGGCCUCACGUCCCUUGACCUCUCUUAUAACUCCUUUACAGGAGAAAUUCCCCUGGGAAUUCAAAACCUGUCUCAACUUUCUGUAUUGAAUUUACAAAACAACUCUCUGUCUGGACCCAUCCCCGACCUUAAACUCCUCAGGCUAAAACAUUUAAAUAUGAGCUACAACCAUCUAAAUGGUUCCAUACCAUUUUCCCUCCAAAAGUUUUCAAAUGAUUCAUUCCUGGGAAACCCUCAAUUGUGUGGCCCACCUCUACCUCAAUGCUCUGCAGUUCUUCCUUCGCCUUCACCAUUUUCUCCUUCCUUGUCACUCCCACCGGCACCCUCCGAAAAUCAUAAAAAAAACUCCGGGAAAAAUGCUAGUGCUGGGUUUAUAAUUGCAAUUGUUGUUGGGGGAUUGGCCUUGCUGCUGCUUCUUUUAAUGGUUCUAUUUAUAUGCAUUAUAAGGAGGAAAGGUGGAGAAGGUACUGGAGGAUUGAAGAAGAAGGGCUCCACUGUUGAAAAGCCUAAAGAGGAGUACAGUAGUGGAGUUCAAAUGGCUGAGAAGAAUAAGUUGGUUUUCUUUGAAGGCUGUGCUUAUAACUUUGACUUGGAAGAUCUGCUGAGGGCUUCUGCUGAAGUCCUUGGGAAGGGGAGCUAUGGGACGGCUUAUAAGGCUGUUCUUGAGGAUGGCACUGCAGUGGUGGUGAAGAGGUUGAAGGAAGUAGUGGUGGGGAAGAGAGAAUUUGAACAACAGAUGGAGAUCAUUGGAAGGGUCGGGCAACACCCAAAACUUGUUCCACUUCGUGCUUAUUUCUACUCCAAAGAUGAAAAGCUCCUAGUCUAUGAUUAUGUUCCCACUGGCAGCUUCUCUACCCUCUUGCAUGGAAACAGGGGCAGUGAAAGGACACCACUGGACUGGGACUCCAGAGUAAAAGUGAUACUUGGAACAGCACAUGGCAUAGCACACAUUCAUUCUGAAGGUGGUCCAAAGUUUGUGCAUGGCAACAUCAAAUCCUCCAACAUCCUUCUCGGUCAAGACCUUAAUCCAUUGGUCUCUGAUUAUGGCCUCUCUCCUCUUAUGAAUCCUCCUGCCACCCUCUCCCAGCUCAUGGUGGGUUAUCGGGCACCUGAAACCAUGGAGACCCGAAAGAUCACUCAGAAAUCUGAUGUCUACAGCUUCGGGGUCGUCCUCCUUGAGAUGCUUACUGGGAAAGCUCCACUUCAAUCCCAGGGGCAUGAUGAUGUUGCUGACCUACCAAGAUGGGUCCAAUCUGUGGUCCGAGAGGAGUGGACUGCUGAAGUUUUUGAUGUGGAGCUGAUGAUGGAUCACAACAAUGAGGAAGAGCUGGUUCGGAUGCUCCAGAUUGCGAUGAGUUGCGUCGCGAGAACUCCAGAACAACGGCCAAGAAUGGAGGACGUGGUUAGGAUGAUUGAGGAGAUCCGGAAGUCUGGUUCAUCCUUGGAGAGCAAACCCAAGGAUUCCACCGCGCAAACAUUGUGAGGGGUCAGAGAGACGCAUGGCAUUACUUCUGGAUAUCAUUUUCGGGCAAUUGAUUUGAGUUGGUUAGGGACUUUAGUUUGUGUAAAGAUGCUUGAGUUCAUGCAUGGUGGUCUUUGCGCAAAUGAGUGCCCCGGGCCUGUACCAUGUUUCAUGUUUGGUAAUUGUGUGAAACUCUGACACUAAUUCUUACAUAAUUUAAUUGGUAUGUUUUAUUUUCUCGUA
Elaeis guineensis (African oil palm) is the source of this 2430-nucleotide messenger RNA. Its product is annotated as probable inactive receptor kinase At5g58300. Gene Ontology annotation, biological process: protein phosphorylation. Gene Ontology annotation, molecular function: protein kinase activity; ATP binding; protein binding. The record is from RefSeq and is a predicted model, not a curated record. Lineage: Eukaryota; Viridiplantae; Streptophyta; Magnoliopsida; Arecales; Arecaceae.